AUGGACAGAUCUAACCUCCCUUUUAUACCCGCGUAUGAAGAUAGAGAUGAUGAAAUUGAUGACGAGAUUUUCUUUUUACUGAGUGCGAUUGACUCAUCAGACGACGAUGAAAACACCAAAAUGCCGCAACGCAACUUGCCAUUACGAGGGGCCAUGUACAUAACAUACAUGUUGAACAGUCACCCAGUGCCGUGUUUUCAUAUGUUUUGUAUGGAGCCACCAGAUUUUAUAGCUUUGUGUUUUGAGUUGAAGGAGCGCCAGUUCAUAAAGAGUACAAGGAACCUUCAUGUUGAGGAAAGUGUUGCUAUAUUUCUUUUGCUUACUGGGCACUCCCAAGGGCAACGGAUCGCUGCAAAUCGCUUUCAACACUCCACGAAGACAAUAAAUCGGCAUUAUAAUAAGGUGUUGAGAGCACUGGGCCAUCUGGCCAAGGUCUACAUCAAAGUGAGACAUAGGACUGGGGUGCACCCACAUGUACAGGGUAAUCCUAAAUAUCCUUGGUUCAAGGAUUGUAUUGGUGCAGUCGACGAAACACACAUAAAGGCAGAGCACCAACGCCUCUUUCGUGGCCGCAAAAAUGAGUGCACACAUAACAUUAUGGAGGGAACCGCGAACGAUGGUCGCAUUUUUAAGGAUGCUGUUACAACUGACCAAGGCUUUGAGUGGCCUACAGAUGGGCACUAUUAUGUGGCGGAUUCUGCAUACUCAUGCAUGCGAGGUUUCUUGCCUCCGUAUAAAGGGGAGAGGUAUCAUCUCUCCCAUUUUUGUAAUAGGCCUCUGCCCCGUGGGUACAAGGAACUGUUUAAUUUCAGACACUCCUCACUACGAAUGAUGAUUGAGAACUGCUUCUCCAGAUUGAAGAGGAGAUGGCGUAUUUUAUACGAUAUGCCUAAGUACUUCUUGACACGUCAACCUGGCAUUAUAAUGGCAUGCUGUACACUACACAACUUCAUCAGGACACGUAAUCCAAAUGAUCAAAUAUUCAACGGCACUGAUGCAGUAGAACCAGGGAUGAGUGAGCAGCCUUAUGCAUAUGGCAACAAUGAUGAGGCAGGCCCCUCACAUUCAGGACAGUAUGACUUCUCAUCUGCAGCUAGCGAUGAAAUGAGAAAUCUUAGAGAAGGCAUUGCACAUGCAAUGUGGGAUAAUGCACAUGGAAACGAAGAUGGAGAUAAUUAA
Alnus glutinosa is the source of this 1179-nucleotide messenger RNA. RefSeq lists its product as uncharacterized. Lineage: Eukaryota; Viridiplantae; Streptophyta; Magnoliopsida; Fagales; Betulaceae. The coding region runs from base 1 to 1179 and encodes 392 amino acids. The record is from RefSeq and is a predicted model, not a curated record. The transcript has 4 exons.